Striga hermonthica is the source of this 1863-nucleotide messenger RNA. NCBI's taxonomy places the organism in Eukaryota, Viridiplantae, Streptophyta, Magnoliopsida, Lamiales, Orobanchaceae. The record is from the annotation of a GenBank genome assembly.
AUGAGCAGGGUUCCGAGAUUACUUGAUCUAUGCAUGGCCGCCAUAGCUGAUGAACUUCUCCAAGGGGAUGAGAACGGCGAUAUGAUUUCGGUUAUUUAUGAGCUCCCAUCAGAGUUGUUCGAGAGUUUGUUGCCGCACCUGCCUCCGUUGGCAUUACAGAAGUUACAGGAAAAGUUGCCAUUUAACUUCAGAGAUAACUUUGACCCUGUACAUGAUUACCAAAGAGACUCUCGAAAACGUAGAAGAUAUGGGGUUUUAGAUAAAACAUGGCGUUCUCUUCAUAAAGUUCGUUGGCCGGGUUUUUGUCACGAGGAGCUAGCCAUGGCUCAGCUGAAUAAAAUUGAUCAUGCAGAGGGUGACUCUAUUGAUGAUUGGCAGCAGAUGUACUGGGAGGCACAUUUGCAAGAGUGUGUGGAUUCUGUAGCAGAAACAGCUUUGCUCCCAUCUUAUGAUGAUUCUAUUGGGGAAAUACAAAUUCCAGAUGGUAUACUGGAGCAUAUUGGUUGCAAGAGUCGCCUGGUUAAGUUGACAAACGACUGUAUCAAGUUCUCUUGGCACUGUCAGAAAUUUGGAAUUUAUGCCAGACAACUAAGACUUCCAAAUGCACUAUGUGUUGCUGAAACUUGUGAUCUGUUACAGAGCAGUAAGUUGGGAAGCCUGGAACUUCAGUGGAUCAAAUCCAAUGAUCAUGUAGAGGGAUUGUGUAAACUUUUAAAUCAGAACAGCGAGACUCUGAAAUCAAUUGACUUCAUCCAUUGUAAGCUUUCUCCGACUCUCAUCAAUGCUAUUUGUGAUUCCCUGCACAUGAAUGGUCUUCGAUCACAUGGAAUUGAGCAUUUCUUAAUCAAAAGAUCAAGCUUCCUUCAAAGUGACUCAUCUCCUGUUCCAAUUGGAUUGAUAUCUUUCUUAACAUCUGGAAGGUCCUUGCUUUCACUAACUUUAUGUGACAACCAACUGGGCCGAAACUUUGCAAGAGUGAUUUUCAAUUCCCUCAUUGAUGCUUCAACCGGUAUAUCCAAGCUAGACCUUUCAGAAAAUAAUAUAUCCGGCUUUCUUUCUCAAUUUCGAUGGAGAUCAUCAAGUAUCUCGCUUGAAAUGUGCAAGUCAUUAAAAUCACUUCGGAUGCUCAAUUUAAGGUCCUGUAACUUAGUAAGAGAUGAUGCAGAGUGUCUUAAACAGGCUCUCGUUCACAUACCUAAUUUGGAAAAUCUUGAUCUGAGUGACAAUUUAAUUGAAGAUGGAAUCAGGAGUCUGUUAAGCUAUUUCAAAGAGAUCUCUGGCAGAGGCUUACCCUUUGCUGAUUUGAAGCUUGAGAAUUGUGAGCUUACCUGCGAGCAUAUUAUUGAACUUUUAGGAGCUCUUUCAAAUAUGAACAAACCGCUUAAAUCGCUCUCAGUUAAAGGCAAUAGGCUUGGCAGCAAAAUCGGGGCAUCGUUGGGAAAAUUUUUGUGCACUGGUAUUUGUUCCCUUGAUGUUGAAGACGUAGGACUUGGCUCCUCUGGUUUUCUGGAAGCAGGAAGAAAUAUUGCAAGAGAACUGAAGAUUGUUUAUAUCAAUAUAAGCAAUAACCAAGGUGGUAUUGAAGCUGCGAAGUUCAUUUCAAGCCUUAUUUCACAUGCUCAUAAGAUCGUUGCAAUUGAUGCAAGAUAUAACGUAAUGCCGUUGGAAUCGCUAUCCGUAAUAUCCUCUGGCUUGAAAGCCUUCAAAGGAAAUUUAGAGCAUCUGGACUUGGGUGGAAAUUGGUUGUGUGACCAACUUGCUGAUGCAACGUCUGUUUUGGCUGAACUUCAAAGACAUGGACAAUUUUCCUUCAAUCUUCUACUAUCGACUGCUCCGAACGUACCAUAUGAUGACGACCCUUAG